Molecule: messenger RNA, 3310 nt
Organism: Hirundo rustica (Barn swallow)
Lineage: Eukaryota; Metazoa; Chordata; Aves; Passeriformes; Hirundinidae
Gene: PPP1R8
Product: protein phosphatase 1 regulatory subunit 8
Exons: 7
Coding region: 78-1133 (351 amino acids)
Cellular component (GO): nuclear speck
Molecular function (GO): protein serine/threonine phosphatase inhibitor activity; mRNA binding; protein binding
Source: RefSeq, a predicted model, not a curated record
GGGGCACGCCGGGAUCGCCGCGCGCCGAUCCCCGCCUCCCAUGGUGCCCCGGGGCGGCUGAAUGGGGCAGAGCCAAGAUGGCGGCGAGCGCGGCCGCGGCGGGCGGAGGGUCCCUGUUCGAGUGCCCGAGCUGGGCGGGGAAACCACCACCUGGCUUACACCUGGAUGUAGUCAAAGGAGACAAACUCAUUGAGAAACUCAUCAUUGAUGAGAAGAAAUACUAUCUCUUUGGGAGAAAUCCUGAUCUGUGUGAUUUUACCAUUGACCACCAGUCUUGCUCUCGGGUCCAUGCUGCCUUGGUCUAUCACAAACAUCUCAAGAGGGUUUUCCUCAUAGAUCUGAACAGCACACAUGGCACAUUCCUGGGCCACAUCCGUUUGGAAGCUCACAAACCCCAGCAGAUCCCCAUUGACUCCACGGUUUCCUUUGGAGCCUCCACCCGUGCGUACACGCUGCGGGAGAAGCCGCAGACGCUGCCCUCGGCAGUGAAGGGCGACGAGAAGAUGGGUGGUGAGGACGAGGAGCUGAAGGGUUUGCUGGGGCUGCCAGAGGAAGAGACAGAACUGGAUAAUCUGACAGAGUUUAACACAGCCCACAACAAAAGGAUCUCCACACUGACCAUUGAGGAAGGGAACUUGGACAUCCAGAGGCCAAAGCGAAAACGGAAGAACUCCAGAGUGACGUUCAGUGAUGAUGAUGAGAUCAUCAACCCGGAGGACGUGGAUCCAUCUGUGGGGCGGUUCCGGAACAUGGUGCAGACAGCAGUGGUCCCUGUUAAGAAGAAGCGCCUGGAGAACGCGGGCGCGCUGCCCACGGACGAGUCGGCGUCGCGGCGCAUGCAGAGCUUCCCCUACAGCGGAGGAUUGUACGGGGGGCUGCCGCCCACCCACAACGAGGCGGGGUCGCAGCCCCACAGCGUCCACGGCACCGCGCUCAUCGGGGGGCUGCCCAUGCCCUACCCCAACCUCGCCCCCGACGUGGACUUGACUCCGGUUGUGCCCUCCACAGUGAACAUGAACCCAGCUCCAAACCCCGCUGUCUUCAACCCUGAAGCUGUGAAUGAACCCAAGAAGAAGAAAUACGCCAAGGAGGCCUGGCCGGGCAAGAAGCCGACGCCGUCCCUGCUGAUCUGAGCCAGGCUGAGGGGAGGGUAGGAGUCACCAACUCCAGAAACUUUUCAUGUGCGGUAUGGUCUUUUUAAAAUUUCGUUGUCCUAACAGAUGUAAUGCCAAGAUUGGAGGAGUGAAAUAUCCUUUAAAGAUCUGUCUUCAAAUGUUUUUAUAUGUCUGUUAAAGGAAAAAAAAAAAAUACAGCUCCCAUCUCCUUUUGAACCAAAACCCCUACAGCCUUUUCUUAGCCACCACUGUCCCAGAGGUCUUUAUGCUGAGUUUGGAUCCACAUCGAAGGGGCAGUCACAGAAUUGAAUUAUCACUUACGGCAUGACCUUGCAGGUCUGUGUAUUUCAGUGCUGGGCUCGCUGUGGUGACACUGUUCCUGCUCAACAUGCUCACAGCAGGGCAGCUUUGUCUAGAGGAAAUGUUUGUGGGGCCAAGCCCUGCAGAAUCCCAUUGGAAGGAGUUGUAAAAUUUGCAGAGUAUAGGUCAGCUAUUAUUUUUUAUAUUUUCAAAACCCCACCAAUGUGGGGCAUUCUUUUUUUUUAAUUAUUAUUAUUUUUAGUUUGGCUAACAGCUUGUUUUAAUUUCCACAUAGAACACUAGAUCAUCCCAUGAGUCAUGAGCUGAGAUGGAGAAGCAGCAGGUGGGUUCCUUAGCUUUGUUGCAGUGCUGCAGAAUGGGGGCUGUGGGAUGGAUUGGGAUGGAUUCGGGUCCAGCAGGAUCAGGCACUGCCUGCACUGUGCCAUGGUGAGCUCCCCUGGAUAACUCAGGGUGAAGUUAACACAGUGGAGUUUCUUUUAGACUUGGUGGCCCCUGUGGCUUAAAUAGUUUCAUUUUUAUUUGCAAAUGGAACUUUUAAGUUUAGGGUGUACGAGAUUCAACAAGACAAAAAGCUGGGAGGACUGGCGUGUUCCCCACACACAGAUAUUUUGGCUGCUGGGAACUGCGGGUGAGAAUUGAGUGCUACUGAGAGGCAGAAUAGGAAUUCUCAGUGGACUUGGGUUGUUGCUCAAGCCCUUUAGUUCCUUGGGUUUUAGGUUUGAAAGUGAUUCACAUACUCAGACAUAUUGUGACUGCAUUUUACACAUGGUAAGGCCAGAGCUCUGUUAUUCUUAAGUUCACUCUGGAUAUUUUUUCACACUCUGAUGCAGCUCAGCUACAAGUCACAUUCCUUUGCUGUUUGGGGGAUCCAGGAAAUGUGUACCGAAAUGAGAGCAUGAACCUGGCUGUUGACUGUGUGCAGGGCUGCAGCUGCUUGGGGAGGUAGUGCCAGGUUGCUGGGUCAGUGCUGUGUUCAGAGAGCUGGGGAUGGUGGGUGCUGGAUCAGUGCUGUGUUCCAGAGACCUGGGGAUGCUGGAUGGUGCUGGAUCAGUGCUGUGUUCAUUGAGCUGGGAUGUUGGAUCAGUGCUGUGUUCACUGGGCUGGGGAUGCUGGAUGCACCAAACCCAUUUCAGACAGAUGCCCCAAAAUCUCUGUGAGUUUUGCUCCACAGUGGUUGCUUCUAUCAUGUCCUUGAGGUGCCAGCAGGCACCUGCACAGCUCACAAGAGCCUUGGCUUUAGGGACUGCUCUGUUCCCUCCCCACCCCAUCACAUCCAGCUCAGACUAUUCCUUGGGUGGAUUCAGCACCUGCUCCAUGAUCCAGCUGCGCUGCUCUGUAUUUAAGUUGCCAUUGAUGAUUCAGCAGGACAUUUGUGCUGCUUCCCAGUGCUCCCACAAUGACUCAAAAUCUUCCUCUCUUUAGUCUGGCCUGUAGGAUUUUCAUUUCCCAACCAGUUGCUUUCUGAAGGCAACUCUUUAGGGUAAGACUAGUCAGGACAAACAAAAGUUGAGCAGGUUUCCUUAUUUUUCUUUUUGUUUUGGGGUUUUGUUUUAUUUUGGGGGGAAGAGGGUUGGAUUUGGGGUUUUUGGGGAUUUUUUUUUUUUUUGCAAGUGGCUCUUUGCAAGAUUUUUCUUGACAAGGAAAACUUCACUGCUCGUUGUUUUUUAAAGCUCUUCUCCUCCCAGACUCUGAACCAGCUCUUAUUAUUUCAGAGCUUAGGGGCCGCGGCUGGCCAGGAGGGGACAGGAACAUCGAGGGGCUUUGUACAGACAUUUGUACACUUGUGUAAUAUGUAAUAGGCCUUUUCACACUUCUGUUGAGCUUUUUACCUGUAACCUUUACUAUGUUGUAAAUUAAAUGCAGAUUUUGCCAGG